CUUAGCGCUGCUCUCGCGAGCUGUCUAGAAGGUCGAAGGGAACGGGAAAUGGCGUCUCCCGUGCACGGCAGUCCUGGCGCCCUGUGGCCUUGGGCUACGGCCCUACUCCUGGCUCUGGGCGUGGAAAGGGCUCUGGCGCUCCCCGAGAUAUGCACUCAGUGUCCGGGAAGUGUGCAAAAUUUUUCACAAGUGGCUGUUUAUUGUAAGCAGACAUCAGAACUAACGCUGCGUGCCCGCUGCUGCCUGAAUCAGAAGGGCGCCAUCUUGGGGCUAGAUCUCCAGAACUGUUCUCUGAAGAAUCCUGGUCCAGACUUUCCUCAAGCACGUACUGCUGUUAUCAUAGACUUGCAAGCAAAUCCCCUCAAGGAUAACUUGACCAAUACCUUCCAUGGCUUUACCCAACUGCAGACUCUGAUACUGCCUCAAGAUGUCAUCUGUCCUGGAGGUAUUAAUGCCUGGGUACACAUUACCUCCUAUGUAGACAGCCAAGUCUGCCAAGGGCAAAAGGAUCUUUGCAAUAGCACUGGGAAUCCAGAAAUGUGUCCUGAAAAUGGAUCUUGUGCUCCUGCUGGUCCUGGUCUUUUGCAGUGUGUUUGUGAAGAUGGCUUCCAUGGAUACAAGUGUAUGCGGCAGGGCUCUUUCUCACUUCUUAUGUUCUUCGGGAUUCUGGGAUCCACUACAUUAUCCAUCUCCAUUCUGCUUUGGGGAACCCAACGCCGAAAAGCCAAGACUUCAUGAACCACAUAGGACGUCCUACUACCCGAAACCAACCUGAAACUCCAUAGGACAGCCACGGAGAAUUGCUUCCUUGACAGGCUUCACUGGGCAGCCGGAGGAAUCCUCCUCAAGGCUGGGGCCGCCCAUGGAAGGGUUCUGUACUUUAUUGCACCCUAGUAGAGUGUUUUGGACCCUGGGUCAGGACUGGACUAGUACUAGGUCCCAUUGUGUUACUGACUACAAUAAACUUUUUUCUUCUUUUUC
Molecule: messenger RNA, 981 nt
Organism: Dipodomys spectabilis (banner-tailed kangaroo rat)
Lineage: Eukaryota; Metazoa; Chordata; Mammalia; Rodentia; Heteromyidae
Gene: Atraid
Product: all-trans retinoic acid induced differentiation factor
Exons: 7
Coding region: 49-738 (229 amino acids)
Biological process (GO): positive regulation of osteoblast differentiation
Cellular component (GO): intracellular membrane-bounded organelle
Source: RefSeq, a predicted model, not a curated record